Cladocopium goreaui is the source of this 4425-nucleotide messenger RNA. NCBI's taxonomy places the organism in Eukaryota, Dinophyceae, Suessiales, Symbiodiniaceae. The record is from the annotation of a GenBank genome assembly.
AUGCGCGACGAGCGCCCCUAUUUAAUGCUGGCCGAAGAAGAUGAUCUUUUGGCAGAGAUCAUCUCGUUUCGGCUUGAACUGUUGGGGUAUCGCGUCGAGCGGAUGAAGGGUGGACAGGAACUCCUCGAGCAGACGCGACGAGAUCUGCCGGACCUGAUCAUUGUCGACUUGUUCUUGCCCGACAUUUCCGGGUUCGACCUGAUUAAUCAGUUGAGUUCUGAACCACAGACUGAUCCGGUUCCGAUUCUGGUGUUCUCGACCGACUCGGAACUCGAAUCGGUCGAAAAGGCGUACGCCGCAGGGGCUGAUGACUUUCUUGUUGUGCCAUUCGAUCCGACGGUGAUGGAGUCGAAGGUUGAAGAGCUAUUAGAGCGAGCCCAACUGCAAAGUGCACUGAGCAACCAAGGCAACGAACGGGGCCUGUUGGGAGCCAUCCUGCUGCGCCGCGGCCUGAUAACCAUCGACGAUUUGGGUGAGGCGUUGGCCGAACAGUUUGAAGUGCCCUUCACUCGGAUUGUGCCUGAGGCGCUGAACCCUCAAGUCGUGCGCAUGCUGCCCGAGGGGUUCGCACGACAACAUCGUGCGGCGGCGAUUGAGAUCACCGCCGACCGGCUUUCACUUGCGAUGGUGGCUCCUGACGACAUUGCCACCAUUUCCGAGGCCGAACUGCUGACGGGCUACAGCGUCGCCCCUUACGUGGCACUCGACCCCGAUGUUCAAGCGGCACUCGAUCGAGGGUUCGACGACCGGAUUGUCGCUCAGCAGACGAUCGUCGAUAUGAAGAUCUCGGAUCUUCGUUCGCAAAAAGAUCUGCAAGAGCUGGACACUAACGAAGCCAUCGAGGUGGAAGACGCUCCACCGGUGAUUCGAUUGGUUCGGGCGGUGCUGAUGGGCGCCAUCAACGCGGGUGCCAGCGAUAUUCACCUGGAGCCGCAUAAGCCGGAAAUGCGGAUCCGAUAUCGGAUCGACGGCGAGUUGCAGCAGGUGAUGACCAUCCCGAGCCACAUUGAAGAGGCCGUGGUUGCGCGAAUCAAGGUUAUGUCGGAAAUGGACACGACCGAGAACCGCAGACCGCAAGAUGGGCGACUCACGGUGCAGGACGAUGGUGGUAAGGUCAACUUUCGUGUGAGCACGAUUCCCACCGUGGGUGGCGAGAAAGUUGUGUUGCGAUUGUUGGACGAAGGCAACCAGAUUUUCGAUCUCGAGAAGUUAGGCUUCUCCUCUCGCGAUCUUAAGCGGCUACAACUGCUGAUCGACAAACCGCACGGCAUGAUUGUGGUCACCGGCCCCACGGGCUCGGGUAAAACCACCACCAUGUACGCGGUGCUGUCGCGGUUGAACGAGGUACAGCGAAACAUCGUGACGGUCGAAGAUCCCGUCGAAUAUCGACUUCCAGGUAUCAACCAGGUGCAGUCGGACAAUGAAUUCGGCCUGGGCUUUGCCAACGCAUUGAAGUACAUCAUGCGGCAAGACCCGGACGUAAUUCUGCUGGGUGAAAUUCGCGAUCACGAAACGGCCACCACGGGGGUGCAAGCCGCUCUGACGGGUCACUUGCUCAUCAGUACUCUUCACACGAACGACGCCGUGGGUACUGUGGCGCGAUUGAAUGAUCUGGGAGUCGACCGAUUCAAAAUCGGCGGAGCCCUGUUGGGUUCGGUGGCUCAACGACUGCUGAGAGGGAUCUGCCCCGAGUGUAGAGAGCCCGCGGAACCCAACGAGUCGCUACUGGAGCUUCUUGGGGCAAACAGGGACAUUGCUGCGGACACCACCUUUUAUCACGGGCGUGGUUGCAAAAAGUGCGUGGGAACCGGGUUCGCGGGGCGUUUGCCGAUCUUCGAAAUCAUGGUGGUCACCCAACCACUUGCCGAUGCGAUCGAGAAUGGCGUUCCUGCGGCGCAGUUGCGCGAGGUGGCAAUUGCUGAAGGGAUGGUCGAGCUACGAUCGGCCGGGUUGGAACAAGCAAUCGCCGGCCGGACCACGCUCGAAGAAGUGUAUUACAAGACUGCGACCGGUGUGUUUCAUUGGUUGGCGAAGUUACACAGCAUCAAGAUCGGUGGGUCGGGCGAUGGACCAGAGCAUCUGCGUGUACCGCAGCGUGAUCUUGCCUACAUCAUCGGCAAUCUUUCGGUACUGGUGGGGAACGGUGUUGCACUGCCAAGAGCUUUGACCACGCUGGAAGAAGAACGUUCGCUGCGAAAAUACUCCGACCUGUUGAGCGCCAUUCGCCGCAAGAUCGAGGCCGGCGAGUCGUUCAGCGCGGCUCUGCAGGGCUUUCCCUCGGUGUUCUCCGACCUGAUGGUGCACCAAAUCCGAGUGGGCGAACGAUCUGGGACGAUGGCGCACACGCUCGAGCGAGUGGCCACGCAGCUCGAACGGUCGAAUCAACUGCGUUCGCUCAUCAUCAAACGCCUGAGCUACCCGGGGGUUGUCCUGUUCGCCGGCACGGGGGUGGUAAUCUUCAUGCUGGCCUUCAUUAUUCCGGUGUUUCAGGAAACGUACGACAAGGCCAAGAUCCCCCUGCCCUUCAUUACACAGUCGAUGAUUGUGGGAUCUGACUUGAUGGUGGAGUACGGCUGGAUGGUUCUGGUGGCUCUCGUCGCUUGCUUCGUACUGUGGCAGCAAGUGCGCCAUGUACCCAAGGUGGCACGCUGGUUCGACGGGUUCAUUCUGAGGAUCCCGCUUGUCGGAGAGUGGUUUCGGGAUAUCGCCGUGCACCAGUUCAUUCAGGUGCUGGGAACGAUGCUCGAAUCUGGGUUCAAGGUGGCCGACGCACUGGCUAUUUCUGCCGGAUCGGUCAAGAACGCUGAGGUUCGAGCGGCGGUUGAAGACUUGAAAACGGCGGUGAAUCGUGGUGAGCGAUUGAGCCGGGAGUUGGAAGCUCAUGAGAAUCUGUUCCCGCCGAUUGUGAGCCAGUUGGUCAUCAUCGGCGAGUCGACGGGUAAGUUGGCAGAUACCACGACCCAAGUUGAAGUUCACCUUCAACGGCAAAUUGAAAAGCGAACCGACUUGAUGGUGGGCACGAUCGAACCAGUGCUGACAAUCGGCAUGGCCGUUGCCAUCGGAAUCAUUCUAUUGGCGAUCUACCUACCGAUGUUCGACAUGAUCAACGUGGUGGGGAGAGCUGGUGGUUUAUGUGGUGGUCAGAGGACUCUCGUGCGGCCGCCUGCUGCAGGCUUGUCCCAGCUCGAACUGCUGGGGGUUGUGACGAUAUUGGCGGUGCUGGCCACCAUUGUGGUAGGGAGUUUUUCCGGUGCCGACAACGACUUGCGCACUCAAGCGUGCUACGUAAAUAAAGGAGAUAUUGAGGUGCAGGCCGGCUUGUGGUUUCGUGACAACGGAAGUUGGCCUGCCAGCGACCUUAGUGAUAUUGCUCGCUCGGUUGAGUACUUCCCCGAUGGGGUACCGACCUGCCCAGUCGACGGAUCACCCUACGAGUUAGAUCCUUCGACGCACAGAGUAAUCGUUAAUGAACACACGGCCGCCACGCUGAACUCAGCGAUCGAACGUUUCUACGUCGAUAACGGCAAAUGGCCGUCCGCUUUGGCCGACAUGGUUCCGACGUACCUCCCCGACGGAGUUCCUACGAACCCGGUGGACGAUUCGGCCUACACCAUCGAUCCGAAGACCAAUCGAAUCACCGGUCCUAGACGCGACGGAUUCUCGUUGCUGGAGAUCCUGGCAGUUGUUGUGAUCUUGGGCAUCAUUGCGGCUUUGAUUGUCCCUCGGACCUCGUUCACAUCCGAUGCGGCCAGAGAGAGAGUUGGUUCCGGAUUACCUUCCAGAUGGAGUGCCGGUGCCUCCUGCUGGAACGUCCGCCUACGAGAUCGACAAGCAACUCCAUCGCGUGCUGCCGUGAAGCACUUCAUGAAAACGCGAUGUGGUAAGCAGCCAUCUGGGGACAGCUCGGCAUCGUUCCGGCCGGCCUUCAAUAUGGUCGAGUUGGUGGCGGUGCUGGCCCUGCUAGGGUUGAUGGCCUUUGUAACGGCCACAUUUACAACGGGCACCUUAGGCAACCUUGGGGCGAAAGUCGAAGCCCGUCGCUUGUCGCUCGAUUUGGCUCAGGCUCGUCGACGGGCGAUUGCCACCGGCGACAACCAUCUGCUGCAAUUCACCAUGGCAGGAUCUACGGCCAUUGCUUACCAGAUCAUGCUACGUCUGGAUGACAAUUCGUUGGUCGCCGUGGAUGACGUCUAUGUCUUUUCCGAUGAAGUGACAGUAACACCGCGGGCGGCCACCGCCGAGUUCGACUUUGAAGGCUCGGCACUGGGUAGCUAUGCCUUCCGACUGAACGGACCCAAUCGAAGCUACGGAAUCGCUGUAAACGCAUUGACUGGCACGGUCAGCGCAUCCGAACGUUCGGAGCUCUCCCGGGAUUUCGCCCCGAUGAACGGUAUCGAAGAAAGCCCUCGCAUGAUUUCCCGCUGA